CUUCCCUUCUCCUCUCACUCAAUCUCUCGCCCUUUCUUUCCUUCAACAAUUCUGUAGCCUCUGAUUUUUGUUCUUUGGGUGGUGCAUUCAUCAAAUUCAGUUGAUCAAUCAGGCAAUCGAAAUCUGUUGUUUGUUGUCAAUCUUUCCAUAGAUGGAAAAUUUUCAGACCACUAUUGUUUUUUUAACAUUUCUGAUGAUGCGACUGACUUCGGUUGUUUGUUCGGAAGAAAGUAGUAGGGGUCCGAAUGAGACAUCAAAGUAUCAGAUCGAAUGCACAAUGUGUUCCUCAUGUGAAAACGCAUGUAAGCAAAUUCCAUCACCGCCACCACUAUCUCCACCACCGCCCUCACCACUAGCUAAGACCAACUACUGCCCACCACCUCCAUCUCCACCCAGCUCUGGUAGUGGUGGUGGUGGUGGUAACUACUACUACUCUCCACCACCACCUCAAUCUGGCGUCAACAACUACUAUGCUCCACCGCCACCAAGUGGUGUCAUUGGUGGCAUGUACUACCCCCCACCAACGUACAAAAACUACCCUACGCCACCACCUCCAAACCCUAUUGUUCCCUACUUUCCUUUCUACUACCAUACUCCUCCACCUUCUUCAUGGUCUGAAAGGUUGAUAGCCUGUUGGGUUUAUACUUUUGUUGCUAUGUUUGGUCUUUUCCUUUGUGUCUUUUGACAUUGAAAGCUAAAGCAGAAGAAAACAAAAAAUAAUGUGGCAGAUUGGCAGAUCUGGUGAAACUUCUACAGCUGAGAGAAAGAAAAAGAGAGGUGAUGCGAGUUGCUUCAAUGCUUGCAAAAUUGCUCUUCUUUUGGGCAAAGAAAGCAACAAAGAUGAAACUAAACUGAGUAUCUAAAGACAUAGAGUGAAUCUUUCUUUUUCUCUGGCUCUUCAUUGUCUUCUUAUGCUGUAGAGUGAUAUGUAAUUUGUUUCUGAUCAUUUUUGUUCCAUUUAAUACUAAUGUUAAUUGGAAACUAGUAAGAAAAUUAGUUAAUUUUCAAUAAUUGAGCUUAAAUUUAAAUGCUAAGCACUUUUUUUUUUUGUCUAUAGUUUACUGAUUAUUUAGGUUAAUGGCUCCUGCUGCAGCAAUGGGGUUCAAUCUAGAUUGGUAACUAAAAUUGUCAGCCGAUAAAGACGAGUCAGAGGUGUAGUUAUGCUGGUUUAUAAAUAUUUUACUUGUUUGAAAUUUGAUUAGGUAAAAUAUGAAUUGAUUUGUAUAGUUAUGUUUUAGUUUUGAUUCAUAU
Molecule: messenger RNA, 1251 nt
Organism: Durio zibethinus
Lineage: Eukaryota; Viridiplantae; Streptophyta; Magnoliopsida; Malvales; Malvaceae
Source: RefSeq, a predicted model, not a curated record